This is a messenger RNA of Trichechus manatus latirostris (Florida manatee), 2934 nucleotides long. It is a transcript of the gene FLRT1, whose product is annotated as fibronectin leucine rich transmembrane protein 1. The transcript has a single exon. Gene Ontology annotation, molecular function: protein binding. Lineage: Eukaryota; Metazoa; Chordata; Mammalia; Sirenia; Trichechidae. The record is from RefSeq and is a predicted model, not a curated record. Bases 44 to 2068 code for a protein of 674 amino acids.
AGGACCCAGGUGAGGUGGGGUCAGGCUCCUCCAGCAGUCCACCAUGGUGGUGGCACACCCCGCCACCACUGCCACCACCACACCCACCUCCACCGUCACGGCCACCGUCGUGAUGACCACAGCCACCAUGGACCUCCGGGACUGGCUGUUCCUCUGCUACGGGCUCAUCGCCUUCCUGACGGAGGUCAUUGACAGCACCACCUGCCCCUCAGUGUGUCGCUGCGACAAUAGCUUCAUCUACUGCAAUGACCGGGGGCUCACCUCCAUCCCCGCUGACAUCCCCGACGACGCCACCACCCUCUACCUGCAGAACAACCAGAUCAACAAUGCCGGCAUCCCCCAGGACCUCAAGACCAAGGUUAACGUGCAGGUCAUCUACCUGUACGAGAACGACCUGGACGAGUUCCCCAUCAACCUGCCACGCUCCCUGCGGGAGCUGCAUCUGCAAGACAACAACGUGCGCACCAUCGCCAGAGACUCACUGGCCCGCAUCCCGCUGCUGGAGAAGCUGCACCUGGAUGACAACUCCGUGUCCACCGUCAGCAUAGAGGAGGAUGCCUUCGCUGACAGCAAGCAUCUCAAGCUGCUCUUCCUGAGCCGCAACCACCUGAGCAGCAUCCCCUCGGGGCUGCCCCACACACUGGAGGAACUGCGCCUGGAUGACAACCGCAUCUCCACCAUCCCGCUGCACGCCUUCAAGGGCCUCAACGGCCUGCGGCGCCUGGUGCUGGACGGCAACCUGCUGGCCAACCAGCGCAUCGCCGACGACACCUUCAGCCGCCUGCAGAACCUCACUGAGCUCUCACUGGUGCGCAACUCGCUGGCCGCGCCACCCCUCAACCUGCCCAGUGCCCACCUGCAGAAGCUCUACCUGCAGGACAACGCCAUCAGCCACAUCCCCUACAACACACUGGCCAGGAUGCGGGAGCUGGAGCGGCUGGACCUGUCCAACAACAACCUUACCACCCUGCCCCGCGGCCUGUUCGACGACCUGGAGAACCUGGCCCAGUUGCUGCUCCGUAACAACCCGUGGUUCUGCGGCUGUAACCUCAUGUGGCUGCGGGACUGGGUGAAAGCACGGGCGGCCAUGGUCAACGUGCGGGGCCUUAUGUGCCAGGGCCCCGAGAAGGUCCGGGGCAUGGCCAUCAAGGAUAUCACCAGCGAGAUGGACGAGUGCUUCGAGACGGGGGCACAGGGCGGCUCAGCCCACGCCGCCGCCAAAACCACAGCCAGCAACCAUGCCUCAGCCACAACGCCCCAGGGCUCCCUGUUCACCCUCAAGGCCAAGAGGCCAGGGCUGCGCCUCCCCGAUUCCAACAUCGACUACCCCAUGGCCACCGGCGACAGCGCCAAGGCCCUGGUCAUCCACGUGAAGCCCCUGACCGCGGACUCCAUCCGCAUCACGUGGAAGUCCACGCUCCCUGCCUCCUCCUUCCGGCUCAGCUGGCUGCGCCUGGGCCACAGUCCAGCCGUGGGCUCCAUCACGGAGACCCUGGUGCAGGGGGACAAGACAGAGUACCUGCUGACGGCCCUGGAACCCAAGUCCACCUACAUCAUCUGCAUGGUCACCAUGGAGACCGGCAACACCUACGCGGCCGAUGAGACACCCGUGUGUGCCAAGGCGGAGACAGCCGACAGCUAUGGCCCCACCACCACACUCAACCAGGAGCAGAAUGCAGACUCCAUGGCGGGCCUGCCCCUGGCAGGCAUCAUCGGUGGCGCCGUGGCAAUUGUGUUCCUCUUCCUAGUCCUGGGGACCAUCUGCUGGUAUGUGCACCGGACCGGUGAGCUGUUGAGCCGGGAGAGGGCCUAUAACCCGGGCAGCCGGAAAAAGGACGACUAUAUGGAGUCGGGGACCAAGAAGGAUAACUCCAUCCUGGAAAUUCGAGGUCCUGGGCUACAGAUGCUGCCCAUCAACCCGUACCAUGCCAAAGAAGAGUACGUGGUACACACCAUCUUUCCCUCCAACGGCAGCAGCCUCUGCAAGGGCACGCACACCAUCGGCUAUGGCACCACGCGGGGCUACCGGGACGGCGGCAUCCCCGACAUAGACUAUUCCUACACAUGAUGCCCGCCCCACCCAGGCCGCCCCUGCCCCGGCUCCUGGCGCCCUGCCCACCCCGGCUUGGCAGCGUGGCUUUGCCCAGCCUGCUGCGAUCCAAGAGAGCAAGGAAAAGAAAUUCCCCAGGUGACUUUCCCAGCACAAAGCAAAGUUUGGGGAGGGCUGACGAUUUUAUAGAAAACAAUAAUGGGGGAAUUUUUUUUUUUUUUUAAAGAAUAGAAGGCAGGAGGGGGAUUCGAGGUUGCCGAAGACAUAAUUUAUACAGAAUGAUGCCAGCUGGGGAGGGAAGGACUAAAAAUAAAAUGGCAGGAAGGGUUGGGCUGUUUUUUUUUUUUUCCCUGAAGUGGAAAGAUACUACCUGUACAACCACUGUGUUCGGGGCCGUCACAAAAGAACCAUCAGAGAAAGGCAGUCGACACCCGAGGCCCCCACACAGCUCUCUUGCUGGCGGCUGCUCCUGAUGGAAGGUUUUCAGCCUCCUCACAAAGGCGAGAGGGAAGAAAAGAUCUUUUGCUAUGGAGAUAUUGUCCUGAAAUCUCUUUCCCAGUUCCUUGCAUACCAUUUCCCUUACAGAUUUGCAGAAAGAUUGUGUCUUUCACUGCAUUCUCUGAACAAUUAUGUAGUCGGUUAAAAAAACAAAAACAACUUUUUUCUUUUCUAUACUGAAAACCUCUUCAGUUCCACGCACCACACUCUGCAGAAGCCCCGACGGAAGCUGUCGCUUUCCCUGCCGCUCGGAGGUGCAGCUCUCUACCCGUCUGUCUCUUACGUCGUGCAUCUAAAUACAGAGGGGUAGAUAGAGCCACAUAUACGGUCCUUACAGUACUUCUUGGGUCAGUUCUUACAAUUCCCUGAGACAACAGAAUCUUGAA